CUUCUCCCCCGCGCAGAUGCUUCACGGCUCGCGAGCUCCACUCAGAACUGCCCCUGGGUGGAAGUGGCAGGAUCUUGGUCCUUGGAACCCCACCGAAGAGAAAUCCUACAGGGGAGGAAAACCCCAUCUCUGCCUCCUCCCAACCCCAACCAAGUGCUGCCCUGUAGAAAGGUUCACCUCAAAAACUGAGUAACUUGGGAGAAGGAGGGAAAAGAAUCAGGAAAGUCUUCAGCUGAGGAAACUGAGGUAAACAAUGGUUGUAACUUACCCAGGGUCCUACACCUAGUAAAUACUUGAAGCUGGAUCUGAACUUGGGUCUUCCUAUUUCUCCAGGUAUCCAGUUAAAGUGUGGAGAAGAGACUUGUAGAUUGGACUGGAUAUUGGAUUCCUAAAGGUUGCAUUGAUCUCAGCUGAAGGGAGGCUCCCCAUCCACCUACCCAAGGGAAUGAUGUCUACAAGACCAAACCUGGCUGCCCCCCAGUCCCAAGCUCCGCUGGAUCAAGAUCUACCAAUAGUGAAGCUUGAAGAGUUUUCUUGGGAGCAGGAAUCUGUCCAUGGAGGAGGUCUACCCAGACGUGAAGCCUGCCGACAGCGUUUCAGGCACUUCUGCUACCAGGAGGCAGCUGGCCCAAAGGAAGCUCUCAGCAGACUCCGGGAGCUUUGCUGCCAGUGGCUCAGGCCAGAGGCCCACACCAAAAAACAAAUCCUCGAGUUGCUGGUGCUUGAGCAGUUCCUCCUUGUCCUCCCUGGAGACAUUCAGGCCUGGGUGCGUGGGAAGCAUCCCAAGAAUGGCGAUGAUGUGGUGACCCUUGUGGAGAAUUUGCAGACAGAGCCUAGCAAAGCACGGCCCACGGUCCUUGGCCACACACCCACAUGGAUAGUGCCUUCAGAGAAGCCAACAGCCCUGACCAUUGGAGAUGAGCCCCAGAAACCCCUACCAGAACCAGCCAAGCCUUCAAAGGAGGGGAAGUGGAAUCUUCUAGCUCGGUCCAAGCCUAGCCUGCAAGGGGAGUUCCAUCUCUACCACGAGAGAGGCUCAACUGUUCCUCAAGGCCCUUCCCCUUCUCAGGAGGAGAGAUCCAGAGACCUGGAGUUGGCAACUGUUCUGGAGUCUCUGACAUUUGAGGAUGUCGAAGUGGAGAAAGUUUGGCCUGCGCCCCCUCUAGGGCUUGGAAUUGGGACACAGAAUAGGGAAAAAAUAAAGCAAGAAGGUUCAGAAAAGCCUGCAACAAUUCCAGGAAAGGUAGGCAAGGAUAUUUCCUUGAUGCCCAACAGGGAAGAUAUACAAGAGACUCAGUGGGGGGCUGAAAGGCAGUGGGGCCCUGCUGCUUCAGAGAGUAAAGCAAUAUUCCCCCCUAAUAAAAGUGAAGUUUGGGCAAUAAAAGUCUGUGAUGUCCGAGAGAAACCUGAGCCUGAGGAGACACCAAAGACAUGCCCUGAGUGCGGAAUAAGCUUUUCAGAGUUGUCAUGCCUUCAGGCACACAGAAGAACCCAUGAUUCCCUCAAACCAUACCAGUGCCCGUGUUGUGGGAAAAACUUUGGCCGUGGCUCCAUCCUCAAGCUGCAUCUGAGAACACACACAGAUGAACGUCCGUAUGUGUGUUCUGAGUGUGGGGAAUGCUUCCGGCAGAGUGGUCACCUGAGAAAACACCAGCAGAUCCAUUCUGCAGAGAUGGCCUUCUUAUGUGCUGACUGUGGUCAGGGUUUCCAACGACGGUCCAGCCUCCUGCGACAUUUACAUGCCCAUGCAAGGGAAACAGAACAGGACAUCAAACCAGCCUUCCUGUGCUCCAUCUGUGGGCAGGGUUUCCAGCGGCAUGCCAAUUUCCAACGCCACCUGGGUCUCCAUGCUGAGGAGAAGCCCUUUCAAGGUGUUGAAUAUGGCAAAAGUUUUCUUCAGGGUACCAGCAACCACCAGCAGCAGGAAGCUCUCAUUGAGCAGAAGCCUCAUGUGUGUGGUGAAUGUGGCAAGGCCUUCCAGAGGAAUGAGCAUCUGGUCACUCAUCAACGGAUACAUACGGGAGAACGGCCCUUCUCCUGUGAGGACUGUGGACGGGCCUUUAGCCAGAGCUCCCAGCUAGUCAGUCAUCGCCGUGUACAUACUGGUGAAAAGCCCUAUGCCUGUUCUGAGUGUGGAAAGCACUUUGUGCGCCGGGCUGGCCUUGCACGCCAUAUGCUGACUCAUGGUGGAGAGAGGCCCCAUCACUGUGGCCAAUGCAACAAACGCUUCAGCCAGAGCCAAGACCUGAGCCGACACCAGCGCAGCCACACUGGUGAACGGCCGUGCCGCUGUAGUGAGUGUGGGGAACGCUUCAGCCAGAGCGCUCACUUAACUCGUCACCAGCGUAUACAUACAGGGGAAAAACCUCACCCUUGUGACACAUGUGGCCGUUGCUUCCGCAACAGCUCCAACCUGGUACGGCACAUUCGGACCCAUACUGGAGAGAGGCCCUACCACUGCAAAACCUGUGGAAGGAGCUUCCGCCGGAACGCCCACCUUCAGCGCCACCUUGGGACCCAUCCAGCAACUGAUACUCCAGAAACAAGCAAAGACGUUAAAGAGCUGGGGGGUCCAAUCAAGGAGGCUCCUCAGCAGUGUCAACAGUGUGGAAAGAGCUUUAGCCGGGGCUGUAACCUGCUUAGGCAUCAAGCCAUCCACACAGGUGCCAGACCCUAUACCUGUAGCCAAUGUGGGCGGAGCUUUAGCCGAAAUUCUCACCUGAUGAGACACCUGAGGACCCAUGCCAAGGAGACCCUGUAUUAGGCAUCCCUGAAACCAUUACUUGGCCAAGACCCUGAGCCACCCAGAGGGAUCUGUACUGGGCUUGCUUACUGCCAGUCUUCAAACAAGACAGAGAAAGUGGCCUUAUCAGGCCAUCUCUUUCCCCAUUUAUGCAUCAUUCUCAUAUUCUUCCCUAGGUUUUUCCUCAGCCUUUCCUCUCAAAAUGAGUAAAGCAAAAUAAUUGCCUUUUUAAAGUUUUCUUGGACUUGUUUUUCUUUUCCUUUUCACCCGCAACUAUCACAGAUACUUCUCACUCCCUCCUCAACCCAGGAGGAUAAGUAGAUAUCCACUGGGAAAGGGGAAUCCUGAAUGUUUAUUCAGUGAUCCUGCUUUUGCAGACCCUAAGACUUUGGCCUUUGGGCUCUUGAAGUCUCAUGCACCCUCAGUAACUCCUGCUUUGGAGCUGGUUAUUAACAGAUCCUAGAAAUGAACACUACCCUGCUGGCAAAAGGUUUAAAAACAGUCUAACCAAGCUCUGUACAUCACACAAAACUUAAUGAUUCAGGGAGUCCCUUGUACCUUCCUGUAACUAAAUGUUCUGGGUACUCCAUCCAGAUUCCUACCUUAAUUAUUCUAGGGACAGGAUGUCCAACAAACUCCCAUGUAUCUUUCAGGAGAGACCUACUCAGCAUUUGUGCACCCAGACAAGAUUUUGUAAAAAAAAAAAAAAAAAAAAAAUUUUU
Messenger RNA from Vombatus ursinus (common wombat), 3465 nucleotides. RefSeq names its product zinc finger and SCAN domain containing 10 (gene ZSCAN10). The coding region runs from base 446 to 2764 and encodes 772 amino acids. Gene Ontology annotation, cellular component: nucleus. The record is from RefSeq and is a predicted model, not a curated record. The transcript has 9 exons. Gene Ontology annotation, biological process: regulation of transcription by RNA polymerase II. Lineage: Eukaryota; Metazoa; Chordata; Mammalia; Diprotodontia; Vombatidae. Gene Ontology annotation, molecular function: DNA-binding transcription activator activity, RNA polymerase II-specific; RNA polymerase II cis-regulatory region sequence-specific DNA binding.